Molecule: messenger RNA, 9482 nt
Organism: Phasianus colchicus (ring-necked pheasant)
Lineage: Eukaryota; Metazoa; Chordata; Aves; Galliformes; Phasianidae
Source: RefSeq, a predicted model, not a curated record
UGCAGCUCUCCUAGACCCCAUUUAAGGGCUGACUGCCACUUGGGAAGGAUCUCUUUUUGGAGAUCUCUCCUUUUGAAGUUUUCUACUGCUGGCCUAGGACACAAGUGAGCAUUUCAUUUUUGAUUGUCUCUUUCCACCGGGAUAAUCUUUCUAAUUAAAAACCUGUGAAAUACUAUUCUAACCAUGCUACUCUUCUAAGUGUACAUUUACGUUCUGUACAUUUGCAAACUGCUUUGUUGUUAAAAUCACUGGUUAACAGAAAGAUUUGUGAAGAUUUGGCUAAUUUGUAUUGGCUCUCCUGAGUCAAAUUCAUGUAAAAUUAUGGCACUGUAUUUUUACCUGUUUGUCACUGAAAAUGAAGUUUCAGAUGCAAAGUCUGAAUUCUGUAAUUGUUUAUAUAUUUCAAAAAUAUCACGUGACAGGAUAUUUCCUUAUUUAGCAUCAAGUUUUGUCUGUCAUACAAAACUCUCCAAAGCGAAGAAGGACCCAGCGCCAAUUGUUCCUUUAAGAUUUCUACUGCAGCAAUUAAGCUUAUCUCUUUGUGAUUAAGAAGAAAGGAAUGAAAUACUUGACUUCUGCAAUCUUAAUUUUCUUCUCUUUUGUUACUACUCAUUUUCUGGCACUUGACAAUGAAAUAUUUUUAAUAUAUAAUGAGGAUAGUAAACUGUGCCUAAUUGCUCAGAGUUCUCAUGCAGUCACAAUAGCUGCUUGCAAAAAAAACAGUGAAUUACAGAAAUUCAGGUGGGUGUCCGACCACCAGGUGAUGAGUGUGGCAUUUGCACAAUGUCUGGGAGUGCGCUACAAGCAAGACCAGGCUAAAAUUUCUUUGUAUCCCUGCAACAAAGAAAGUGAAUUCCAAAAAUGGGGCUGCAGAAACUCAACCUUGGCAAUCCAUGGAGAGGACUUAUUUCUCAGUGUUGGUAAAAGAAAGAAAGAUAAUAUUGUACUGGACUCGGGAUCAGAUACAAUGAACAAAUGGAAGAUCUAUGGAACCAUGGAUGACUUGUGUUCUCAGGACUAUAAAGAUCUAUUUACGCUGCUAGGAAACUCCCAUGGAGCUCCAUGCACCUUCCCUUUCCAGCUGAAUGGGAAGUGGUACGCAGGGUGCACAGAUGCUGGCCGGUUGGAUGGCUUGCUGUGGUGCGCAACAACCCCCAACUUUGACACCGACCAUUUGUAUGGGUUCUGUCCCAUUGGCAGCAGUGACAAUGACAAAUUCUGGAAUACAGAUCCCUUGACAGGAACCUUCUACCAGAUAAACUUCCAGUCAGCUCUCACGUGGCACCAAGCAAGGCAGAGCUGCAAGCAGCAGAACGCAGAGUUAUUAAGUGUCACAGAGAUACAUGAACAGACGUUUCUGAGAGAUCUCAUUGACAGCAACAGAUCACCUCUUUGGAUUGGAUUGAACAGUCUGAAUCUCCACAGUGGGUGGCAGUGGAGUGGUGGUAUUCCCUUCAGAUACUUUAACUGGGCACCAGGAAGCCCUUCUCCUGAAUCUGAGAAUCUUUGUGCAGUACUAAAUCCCAGAAGAUAUGCUAAAUGGGAAAACCGGCCAUGUGAGCAGAAAGUUGGCUAUAUCUGUAAAAAGGAAAACUCCACGCUGGGUCCUUCCAGUCUUCCAUUAGAGGAUGCAGAACCUGUUAAAUGCCCAGAAGGAUGGUUGCCCUAUGCAGGUCACUGUUACAUGAUUCAUAGAGAGCCCAGGGCAUGGAAAGAUGCCUUAAUGUCCUGCAAUGAGAGCAAUGGCAAUCUGGCCAGUAUCCACAACCCUGAAGAGCAUGCCUUCAUACUGUCUCAGCUUGGUUACAAAGCCAUGGAUGAGCUCUGGCUUGGGAUGAAUGACUUCAGCACUCAGAUGUAUUUUGAGUGGAGUGAUGAGACUCCCGUGACAUAUACCAAAUGGUUGCCUGGAGAACCAACCCAUACAAUCAAUGGGCAAGAAGAUUGUGUUGUCAUGGCAGGGGAGGAUGGAUAUUGGGCGGACAGUGCCUGUGAUAGGAAGUUAGGCUACAUCUGCAGAAGAGAGCCACUACAGGGAGUUUCAGGAACAGUGAAGACUGAUCCUGCCUGUACAAAGGGCUGGACAAGACAUGGUUCUUACUGCUAUCUAGUUGGACAUGCACCUGUGACAUUUUCAGAAGCAGUGAAAACCUGUGAAAGGAUUGGUAGCUAUUUAACAACUGUAGAAGACAGGUAUGAGCAAGCCUACCUGACCAGCUUCGUUGGUCUGAGUUCUGAGAAGUACUUCUGGAUUGGUCUCUCCAACACAGAAGAGCAAGAAGUCUUCAAGUGGGAGACUGGUGAAGGCGUUUUCUACACAAACUGGAACUCAGCAAUGCCUGGGAAAGAAGUAGGUUGUGUUGCCCUAAGAACUGGAAGUGCAGCUGGACUAUGGGAUGUUCAGAACUGUGAAAUAAAGGCAAAAUUUCUCUGCAAAAAAGCAGCUGAAAAAAUAACUCAUCCAUUUGCUCCUGGAAAAAAUUCUAAUUUCAGAUGUCCUUUGGGUUGGAAUACCAGUAAUAGCACUAAUUCUUGCUUCAGAACUUUUGUGAGAGAAAAAAAACAUAAGAAAACAUGGUUUGAAGCCAGAGAUUUCUGCAGAGAAAUAGGAGGAGAUCUUGCUGCUGUUAAUAGUGAAGAAGAGCAAAGAGUGAUAGAAAACUUAAUAACAAAGAAACUGCCAUCAUCUCAGCUUUUCUGGAUAGGUUUGCAGCGUUUGGAUCCUGAUGGUGGGCUGUCCUGGAGUGACGGAUCCCCGGUGAGUUAUAUGAAAACAAUUUCUUUUUAUGACGCUCCAUUAGAAAAUUGCGGAGCAAUCAGCAAAGAGCAUUCUGUCUCCUGGAUUAACACGCACUGUGAAUACAGCCAGGACUGGAUUUGUGAAAUAAAGAAAGGAACACUCUUGAAGCCAGAACCUGUCAGCCCUUCUGCCAUGUAUGAAGUCACAGGAGAUGGCUGGAUUAUAAAGGGGGACAAACAGUAUUUUUUCAGCACAGAAAGUACAUCUAUGGAAAAAGCCAGAACGUUCUGCAGAAAGCACCGUGGAGAUCUUGCUAUUAUUGGAGAUAAUAAUCAAAGAAUUUUUUUGUGGAAAUAUAUCUUAAAAAAUGGCGAACUGCAUUCAUAUCUCAUAGGAUUAAUCCUGAAUGCUGACCAACAGUUUAGAUGGAUAGAUGGAAGUACUUUACACUAUGCACCUUGGGCAGAAGGGGAACCCAACUUUGCCUCUGCUCAAGAACACUGUGUGGUCUUAGAUAAAAAAUAUGGUUUGUGGAAUGAUGUUAGCUGUGGUCAUUCACAUGGCUUUAUCUGUGAGAGACAUGGGAGUUUUGUGAAUGCCACAUUUUCUCCAGCAGUAACUUCACCUCCAGGAGGAUGUCCUGAAGACUGGCUUUUAUUUAAAAAUCAGUGUUACAAAUUUUUUGGUUCUCAAUUUCAAUAUUGGUAUACUGCAAAUACAGAUUGUAUCAACCUUGGAGGACAUCUGGCUACCAUACAAAAUGAACAAGUACAAGCUUUUCUCACUUACCAUUUGAAGGAUGUUUUAUACAAUCCCUGGAUUGGCUUGAAUGAUAUAAUUAGUGAACUCAACUUUGUUUGGGCUGAUGGAAGUGCUGUUUCCUAUACAAAUUGGGCUCCAGAUUCCCCAAAACUUUAUGAACCCGUUUUGUUUGACAGCCUCCAUCCAGAAGAUGGUGGCAAUCGAAUGGAGUAUGACUGUGUUUCUCUGAAGAGAGAUUAUACUGAUAUAGGAAAAUGGAGUGAUGAGUCAUGUUAUAAAUCCAGUGGAUAUAUAUGCCAGAAGAACAGCAACCCUAAACUCUACACGUCAUCAGCAACACUGUUGGACUUCGCUUUUGACCAUUCUGAUGGCAUUAGCUACUCUUUCACCCUUUCCAAAAUGAAUUGGGAGGAAGCACAACAAUCCUGCAAGAGCAAUUCCUCAGAACUUGCUAGCAUUUUAGACCCAUAUAGCCAGUCACUACUGUUCUUAAUUGCACAGGAAUAUGGGCAGCCUAUGUGGAUUGGUCUUAACAGCUACAUGACCGGGGGCAAGUAUCAUUGGAUUGACAGAUGGAGAUUAGUUUACAGCAAGUGGUCCAGCAGGGAACCAAAACAGACAUUAGCAUGUGUCUACUUAGAUACUGAUGGAACCUGGAAGACAGCUUCAUGCGAGGAGAAACUCUUUUCCAUCUGUAAGAAGUCAGAUGUAAUGGCCCCUACUGAGCCCCCUCAGCUUCCUGGAAAAUGCCCUGAAUCAAAAGGACACAAGUCUUGGAUACCUUUCCAUGGUCACUGCUACUACUUUGAGGCUGUCAGGAAAAAAAGCUGGUCUCAAGCUCAUCAGGAGUGUGCCCGACUAGCUGCUGACUUGGUAUCUGUAGGAGACUAUACUGAAGCAAACUUUCUGGCAGAAACCAUUAAGAUACUUCAUGGAAAAUCUCCAAACUUUUGGAUAGGGCUAAAGAGAGAUGACAGAGAACAAUGGAUAUGGACAGACAAGUCAGAAUUGGAUUUUGUCAACUGGCAAAUUGGGGAGCCUAUGAACAGAAUGCAUAAAGACUGUGGAGAAGUAUGUGCAUUGACUGGGUUCUGGAACACCAACGUCUGUUCUUUCAGAAAAGGAUAUAUCUGUAAAAAAGCAAAAACUGCAGAAAAGACAGAGAUGUCACCAGAAAAUAUGGGACAGAAAAUGGAGACAGUGCUUUCUACUGGCAUCAUAUGGCUGUUUGUUUUAUUAGCCCUUUUUAUAGUUGGAGCUGUAAGUGCAGUUUACUUCUACUUGAGGAACAAGGGACGAAACCAAGUAAGUAUUUCAGCCAGAAUGAGUGGAUCAGAAGCAGCAGUGGAUAUCCAAGGAAAUGAUGCAUAUACCAACAAGUAGUCUGACAAAAUACCCAUAAGUUCCAAAAAAACAAAAACCAAUCUAUGCAACUGUUAGUCAGAUCUCAUGGCAGCUUCGUAUUUUUCUACUCAAAUAAUAGUCUUAUCCCUUCACAGAUAUAAAGUUAAUGGAUUUAUGUAAACAUGCGCGCGCACACACACACAGAUAUGUUCUCCAAAAUGUUUCAGUUUGUUGUAUAGUAUGAAGAGUACACCUGUUUUUCACAUAAAUGAGUGUGGCUGAGAAGAGUCAGGGCAAACCUAUGAUGUUUAUUAUGUGAAAUCGUUUAUUUAACUCAUUUCUCUUUUUGUUUUUGCAUACGAGGGAAAUAAUUACUCCUAUCUUUUCAUAAUUUUUCCUGUUGUACUGCUUUGGUGUUAUUUAGACUAUGAAGGGAAGAAAUGCUGCUUAUUUCAGAAUUGCAGCUUCACAGUUUGUUACAGUAUCUUUUCAUUAAUGUAAAACCUAAUAUCAUACUUGUCUCUGUGAGUUACAUACCAUCUCCUUACAAAUAAGUAAAUACAUAGAUGAAAAGUAAUUGAAAAGAUUCCUGUAGAAAGAUUCCUGGUCUAAUUGAAAAGAUUCCCGAUCAGAACUUUGGGAACAAUUGUGUAAUUUUCUAUGACCUUGCACUUUUGGAUUAUUUUGUAAGUAUUAAAUUUUUCCACAAGGUUCAAAUUAAUACAACAAAAGAUGAUCUUUCUAUUGGGUUUUACUUAAGUAAUUAUGCUUUCAGAAUGCAAUAUUGAUGCCUCUUUUAAAAAAAAUCUACGCAGGUGUGAUAAAUACCUACAUUAUAUUGCAUAAGGUUAUCUCAUAAUUCAUUAACAUUCCAGUUUAGAGGAAUAAAAUCACUUCUAUGCUUUCUGAAACAAAAUUCUUCCAUUCCUAUUGUAAUUUCAUUUGUUAAUGUACUCCAUUAGAUUCCCUUUCAGAGAUUUUUCAGCUGUAUGCAGAAGCAGUGUUUUCUUCCAGGCAGUCAAUCAUUCUGCAUGUUUCUCAUCCCCACUGAGUUAUGGAAACAUCUUGUUCCAAGCAAGUAGGGCACCUGGCAAACAGAAGGACUCAGGAAAAGAAAUGUAUGAAGAAGCUAGAGCAAAGGAGCUUCUACCAAGCAUCUGUAAGGAGAAACAGAUGCUCUCUCAGAACUAUCUGUAAGAACUGUAGUCAGGAUUUCCUAUGGUUAAGAUGACUGACAAAAAUGUUAAAAUUCUUAUUUAAGCAGAGUAAGUUGUACAUGCGGAAUAGGUUUAUGCACCAGGAUAUACAUGUUUGUGUCUGACUGGCUUGAGAACAUAUUUAUAUUAUCCUUAUAAUUGACCUUUUCUCUAGAUAGCUAGUAAGCAAUAAAGUAAAAAUAUUAUUGUUAGCGACUUAGAAUGGAAGUAGCUCCUUGCUUCAGUUGUUUUAUCAAGGCAUCACAUAUUUGGUAUCAGAUGUUUUUGCCUGAGCUUUCAUUUCUUCUCUUACACUCCUUUGUUGGAUGGACAUGCCUUAUUCUACAGCUUUGGCUGAGUUUGUAGGGAAUCUGUGAGAUAUUGAGGGACAUACCUAGAUUGUAAGAGGUUUUCCCUUUCUAGUAUGUCUGUGUGACUGUACUUAAUGAAGAGAUGUGGUAAAAACACCCACCACCAAAAACUGCAGAUUAUUUAGAGAGAUAAAAAUGCAGUGAAUCAAAAGCAAAUUCUGUAAUUAAUGCCCUUUGAAUACCUAGGGAAGCCCUGAAAUAAAAACACAUAACAAAAAAUUCCUAAAUUGAUACAGUAAAUCCUAAUCCCAUUGCUCCUGUGAUGAAAAAGAAGUCACAUUUAUUCUCAAGAGGAAAUAGGAAAUAAUUGAGGACUUUGGAUAAAAAUGGAAGGAGAAAAACACCACCUGUUUCCCACUGAGAAGACUAAAGAUUAAAUUGUUUCCGGAUACGUGCUACAGAAAUCUGGGGAUAAACAGCUAUACUUGUCUUUUCUGGAUGAGCAAAGAGUGAAAGUGCUUUUCCUGUUCUAUACUUAAAAGCAAUUCAGCUCAUGUUAGAUAGGUAAUCAUCAUUACUGGCAGCAUGGAACAGCAUUGCUACAGUAAGGACGGCUUAUUCAUUCAAGCAAGAACAGUCACUGGGACAGGAAUCUGUGUUUCAGGAAUACUCCAAUUCCUCUACACGUCUUUUUUGAUCUAUUUAUUGUUUGAACUGGCACUUUACUGAACAUCUCAUACAUAGUUCAGACACAAAAGAUUACUGCACGCUUGGUUAAAUUACGUAGGUUCACUCCUACCAGUGCAUUAUGCAUUAUCUCACUGUCCAAGACAGAUGUCUGCCUGCUUCUCUUCAAAAAGACCUGUAUAUGCUAAUCCACUCUCAGUUCAGUGCCUGAAACAUGAAAAGAUAUUGCUUAUUAUGAAUAUCUCAGUUAAAAUUAGCCUUAUCAUGGGGAAGAGAAGACAUACUGCCCCUGCUGUUAAACAUAAGUGUUUAUACUGGAGCGUGUGUGUGUGUGCACAUAUAACUGCUCACCUUGCUUUUAUAAAUAAUUCUUGGUUUUCCUUACCAGUUUUUGAAGGAUAUCUUCUCUAGAAGUACGCUGUGAUCAAUCUGUGGCAGGAAAAUAUCACUCAGCAGUGGAAAUAGAGAACCCUUAAUCUUCUUGCAGCCCAAGGAAAACUUUUAUUUUGUAACUCUGGCUGCAGAAAAGCUGAAAUUAUAUAGUGUUCAAAAUAUUGGAGUAAAAAUAGGGAGAUGUAUGAAAUUAGAACUCAAUCAUUGUCUCAGAACUACAGUGGCAACUUUCUGAGAGUCAGUCUUAUCAGUUUCCCGUGCUAGUUUGGCUUUACAUCUAUUGGAACAUUUUCUUAUGACUACUGCUAGAUACUGAUUGAUUAAACUGUUGAUAGAAUGGUAAAUUUUAGUGUAUAAAAUGCUACCCAGAGUAGCAUUGCAGGACGUUGUUGGUUUUAUUGGUAAAAUAAUGUGAAGGGAGGAGCGGUGCCAAAUAGUGAACGCUGAAGAAGAAAGGAUGGUAUUGUAAAUAAGGGAGAAGGAAUGGUGACUCAGAAACAGCAGCAUGUAGUCUGCUUGAGACUUAUCACACUGCCUGUAAGUUUUGAAGUUAGAAUCAAAUGAACAUACAACUGCUGUAAUGACAUCAGUAAAACGAAUCAUAGGCGACUCUGAUCCCAGUAUGCUUAAGCUCACAGAAUAAACAGGAAUUGCAGAAACAUUUUUUUUUUCUCACUGUACAACAGCUAAAAAUAUUUAGGAUUUUUAAGAACUGAUAUUCCUUCACAAACAGUUGUUACUACACAUUUUAAAUAAGCUUCCCCUUGUUCCCUACUUCUCCACCCAGAACAAAUUUUUAUAGGGAGGAAAAAAUUUAGCAAUUCAAGACUUUUAUACGGUAUUAAAGAUGAUCAUAACGUUCCUUUCUGGAAAACAGGAAGUUGUCUGAGACAUGCUGCAGCUGCUGCAGUCCUGACUGCUUUAACAUAAGACAAAAACAUGCCCACAAAAGAAGAAUACAGAAGAUGGAGUAUACAAACAUUACUGCAUGUAAUUACUACAGCUACUCCAGUUAUACCAUCCAGCAAUUUAAAUCUUUGCUUCUGCUUUCCUUACAACAAUGUUGUAAAGAUGUUGUCUUGAUUCAUUCAAGCAGAUUUCUUUUAAAACAAGUUGAUCGUUUCAACAUUUGGAAAGAGAAGAAAUAUGAUAAGGAAGAAGAAAAGGCACAAGAGGAAGAAGAUGGUAUUAAGAGCAGUAAUUUCACUUUCCCAGUUACAUUCAGCUGAGAGCAGUGGAGACAGGUGCACUCAUACCUUGCAAGAGAUAGACACACAGUGAAUCACAAGUCUUUGGAGAUUGUAAAUACAGCACCAAGGAUGCCGGGAUGAUGAAAUUUAGCUCUCUCCUGCUUGGUAUGUUUCAAACAGAAGACCAUCAAAUGAGUGAUCAAACAAUUCAUCUUGUUAUUUUUUUUCACCAAUUAUGCCUGCAAUAAUUUUAAUUAAUUCUUUUUUAUUCUGCUACCUGUUUGUUUACAGUUAUUGUCAGGAAGCAUCAGUGGAACAAUUAUCUUUGCUGAUCUGUAUAAACUGCUGUAUAUACCAGGCUGAAUCAAUGAAAUCAAUUCGUAAAAUGCAAGUUAGUUUAUUACAAUUCUUAAAAAAAAAAAAAAAAAAAAAUCAUCCUUUUGCACAUUUUAAACAGUAUUCAUUAUCUUAAUGCCAGGUUAGAAGAUCACUAUUUUUGGUGAACAAGCAGAUAAACUCUUUUAAGAAAUUUUCAAUUCUUCUGCUAAAUCUGGACAGAAAUUAUUUUUAAUUUAUGUAGCCUCAUUAGUCUGUACAGUAUUAUAGCUCUAGCUGUAGAUAAAUCAUAAAGAAUGGCCAUCAGGGAGUGUAUGUUCAGCACACAGAAAGCACCCCGAUUUGUUUGUGCCUCGAAGACUUCCACAGGCAGCCCACAGAGGCUGCGAAGCCUCCAGGCUGGGAGAUACUCAGAGCUCAUGUGGAUGCAGUCCAGCCCACGAUUCUAUAGGUGUUAGGAGGAAAUUCUUUACAUCGAAGAGGUGAGGCACUGGUACCGCUGCCCAGAGCUGCGGAUGCCCCA